Molecule: messenger RNA, 1918 nt
Organism: Topomyia yanbarensis
Lineage: Eukaryota; Metazoa; Arthropoda; Insecta; Diptera; Culicidae
Product: protein FAM114A2
Exons: 3
Coding region: 134-1870 (578 amino acids)
Source: RefSeq, a predicted model, not a curated record
GUCUCUGACCGUCUUACGUCAAUAAUGACGAUGACACAGUAAUGUUUUUAAGAAAAUAUUUCUAUUCCGUUUCAGGAUUUUACUAGGUCCAUUAUUUUAAAAAUAUUUAUCAAAAUCCAGCCUAUCACGCGAAAUGUGCGACUCGGACAACGAAGCUUUCGAGAGCGCCGAUGAAGAAAUUGAAGACCAAAAGCAGCAACAGCCGGAGCUAACUAGUAAGGAAACGACUCCGUCGAGCAAAGGUAACUCUGACGUGGAGAAACAAAAGAGUACAGAAAACAAAGAUGCAGCACAUGAGAAAAUUUUUGAAUCGAAGAAAACUGGAAUACGAAAGAUUGUACUACCACCCAGCAAGGAUAAAUAUAGCCAAGCGAAACUGGCGGACGAUGAAACAAAGAAACAGGAACAGGCUUCCGCAGAAGAUGGGUGGGAUUUUGAUGAUUGGGGGGAUUUCAGCGUAGACACAGGUUUAGUUGAUGCAAAAUCUCAGGACACUCCAGAAACGACAAAAUCAGAAAGGAAUGUAAAAACCAGCUUUAAAGAUGUCGACAUUGACGAGGUGGAGUCUAAGUUGAAAGAUUUUAUGAAAGGGCAAGAUGAUGCACAAGUCAGUGAUGUUUUGGAUAGACUUUCUGGCCAAGAGGGAAACAAAUCGAGUGUCGGCCAACCUUGGGGAACGUGGAAGCCCAGCUGGAGUGGUGCAGCGGUAUCGUUUCUAUCGUCGGCAUCAAAAAGUGUCGCUUCCAUUACGACGAACAUUACCCAGGUGAUUGAAUCAGGCAUUGGCGUGCCUAAUCCUGAAGAACUAGCUAAGCGCCAGGCGGUCGAACAGGCCAAACUUAAAGCUGACGGAUACAUAGCUGAUGAGGAACUACCGACGCCUGAGCAGCCAGGGUCCGAUCGAUUCGGAUUUGAUCAGAUCUUUUCAGGAGUGACCCAUAUUAGCAGCAAAGUGAUCACAGGUGGCCUUGACACGCUUGAGGGUAUUGGCAAGAAGACGAUGACUAUUCUGCAGGAGAACGAUCCCGGUUUGUUGAAUAAACGCAACUUGCUCGGAAUGGGCAACGAGGGUGUUGUUUUGAGUCAAGUGCUUCGAGAGGCCAAAGAAAAAACAGAAGAACGUGAACGUAACUUAAAGCAGGUUCAAAAACAUCUCUACAAGAAGAAGUUGCAUUUUGAAACACUGUUUGAUGAUUACCAUGGAUUAGUACAUUUGGAAGCUCUAGAGAUGCUUUCGAAGCAGGCGUCUUUGAAACUGGAGUCGUUAUUAGGUCCUCUAACUGGCAAUGCUUUGGAGGACUUGCAAGAAACGUUGAAUGAGGUGGAGGAGCUCUGCGAACUUCCGGAUUCGGAAAACGAUGAUACUGAUGGCACACAUGGUGUCGACGAGCUAGAGCGAAAGCUUAACGAGGCCGUUACCGAUUUAGAUAAUGUAAAGGUUGACUUUCAGGACUUGCUAAAAUGUUGGAAGGAAAACACAGAUUGGUUAACUUUGUCCAACUCUCGAACGGCUCAGCAGAUUUUUGAAAAGGCUAUGCAUGCUCUGGCCCAAACCACAGCUCUUUGCGUUCUACGGAUGCAUAAACUGGCCGAAAUUCUGCUUAUUCUUGAACAUCACAGCACAGCAAACGAGGUCGAUGCGUUGGUUCAAAUGACCACGGUUUUCUGCUGGCACCUGAGCGGCAUAGCUGCUCGGUUUUCGGCUGCAUUGAGUAAUCGAGUGGAUGAGGGCCCUAGUCGGCGAUCGUCAGGAGAGGACAGUGAUAAUUCUUUGAUUACUAACAUCUUUCUAGAGGGUUCCAACAGCACAUCGUAUGUUCAAAACGCGUUCCAGUUAUUCAUUCCGAUUUUGCAGAUCGGAGCGUGUUAAAUGGAGAAAAAGUUUCGUUGUAAAAUAUAAAUGAUUCUUUUAUUAAUA